Molecule: messenger RNA, 674 nt
Organism: Drosophila nasuta
Lineage: Eukaryota; Metazoa; Arthropoda; Insecta; Diptera; Drosophilidae
Gene: ND-B17.2
Product: NADH dehydrogenase (ubiquinone) B17.2 subunit
Exons: 5
Coding region: 142-564 (140 amino acids)
Biological process (GO): response to oxidative stress
Cellular component (GO): membrane; respiratory chain complex I
Source: RefSeq, a predicted model, not a curated record
ACACUUUAUAGCUGAGUGGUAACGCUGUUGGCUAUCAGCAAUCAGCUGUGCAGGGCUACAGCAUACACACAAGCAUAGCCUGUGCAGGGUUGUUUGACAAGCACUUUACAGCUGAGUGGCAACGCUGUUUUGCUUAGCACAAUGACAAAAUUCUUGGGUAUCAAUCGCCUGGGCCGACUGUUCCAGGCAAUACGCGAGGCCGGCGGCCUAAAGCAAGCCUAUCUGAAGCUAUACAGAAACGAUGAUCUGAAGACAGGCACGCUGAUUGGCAUCGACAAGUAUGGCAACAAAUACUUUGAGAAUCCCUAUUACUUCUAUGGCCGCAAUCGUUGGGUCGAGUUCGCUACCCAUGUGAACAUGGAUUACGACGGAUCACAGAUACCCGCCGAAUGGUUCGGCUGGAUGCACUACAAGACGGAUUUGCCGCCCAUUCGUGAUGGUUGCCGCCCCAAAUACAAAUGGAUCGCCGACCACAGCGAGAACCUCUCGGGCACCAAGGAAGCGUAUGCGCCAUACAGCACGACUCCGCAAAAGAUUGAGGCCUGGGAUCCCAAGAAGAAGUAGAUAAAGAUCCAUUUAAAACAAAAACACAACAUCGUUAGUCUAUUAUUAAAGUCGAGAGGAGAAACAACCCAAAAAAGAAGAAGAACGUGAAUAAACCUGCUUUUAAAGGA